UUAACAAUGUUCCCUAGGCAAAGCCGUCUAAUUAAAUCUCUCCCUCUCUAUCUCUCUCUCUCUCUCUUGUCUCUGUUUCUCUCUGCUUUUUUUCUUGCUACAGUUUCUCUCUGCUUUCUAUUCCGGCUAUGGUGGUGAAGUUUGUGUGAGAGCGUUGGAUUCCUGUAAUUUGUAGAGUUCUAAGAACUGAGAGAGGAACAGUGAGGAGAUUUUCAGAGAGGAACAAAAGGGAUUAAGGAGCGCAAAAAAGGGGAAAAACUGCAGAGUCUGAGAGAGAGAUACACGCCGGAGAUGCUCUUCCUGCGUCUGAAACACGGCGUAGGCGAGUAAAUGCAGUGCUGAACGCUGAAGGAGAGUGAGUGACGGAGGGGGGAAAAAUGCGUGAGGGACUGUUAUGUGAUGAGACUAAUGAUGUUAUCUCCGGCAUUAACAAGAAGAAGAAAUCGGAGGAGGAUAAGGAUGACAAUGAUGCUGGGAAGUUGACUCGGCUUCCUCAGGUGGUUGUUGCUCCGCCUGUGGUAAUCGUCGGUCGGAAUCGGUCACAAGCUGGGAAUAGGAGGGUGACUCCGACGACGAUUAUAACUACGCAAUCUACUCUGACGACUGCUGUUUCUGAGACUGCUGGAGCUCUGGUUGCUGCUACGACGACUGCGGCGGCGACCGCGGUAGAGAAGCCUCUGCCGAACGGAGAUCUUUAUACGGGAAGUUUCUCGGGCGGUGUACCACACGGAUUAGGGAAGUAUUUGUGGACCGACGGGUGUAUGUAUGAGGGUGAGUGGAGGCGAGGUAAGGCCUCGGGGAAGGGGAAAUUCUCUUGGCCUUCUGGAGCUACCUACGAAGGCGAAUUCAAAUCUGGUCGAAUGGAGGGCGUUGGUACUUUUAUUGGAUCUGAUGGCGAUUCGUAUCGCGGAUCAUGGAGUUCAGAUCGGAAACAUGGACUCGGCCAGAAACGGUAUGCUAACGGCGAUUUCUACGAAGGGACUUGGAAGAGGAAUCUCCAAGACGGCCAUGGUCGGUACGUUUGGAAGCACGGGAACGAGUACGUCGGCGAGUGGAAGAACGGCGUGAUUUCUGGUCGGGGAGUCUUAAUCUGGGCGAAUGGGAACCGAUACGAUGGACAAUGGGAAAACGGAGUUUCUAAAGGGAACGGUACGUUCACUUGUGCUGAUAGCAGCUGGAAUAAGAACAUGAAAAUCCAUCACCUGAAUGGGACUUUCUAUUCAAGAAAUGGAAGCAAUCUUGGCUUCAAGAGCAAUGGACUGCUUGAGAAUGAGAACCUAACCAUCACAUUACGGAAGAGAUCAUCGGUGGAUAUUGCGAGAGGGAGUGUGACAGAGAGGAAUUUCCCGAGGAUUUGCAUAUGGGAAUCCGAUGGUGAAGCUGGAGAUAUCACCUGUGAUAUAAUUGAUAAUGUAGAGGCGUCGAUGUUGUAUAUGAAUGGGUUAGAUUUAGAUCAAGAUCUUUUUAAGCAGUUUAGGAGGAGCCCCUGCUGCUUCACCGGCGAGGCCAAGAAACCAGGCCAGACGAUUUCUAAAGGACACAAGAAUUAUGAACUGAUGCUUAAUCUCCAGUUGGGUAUCAGACAUUCCGUUGGGAAGCAUUCUUCAGUAGUGCGAGAGCUUAAGCCCAGUGAUUUUGAUCCAAGGGAGAAAUUCUGGACGCGGUUCCCAACUGAAGGGUCGAAGACUACGCCGCCCCACACAUCGGUCGAGUUUCGUUGGAAGGACUACUGUCCCGUGGUGUUUAGAUGCUUGAGGGAGCUAUUCCAAGUUGAUCCUGCUGAUUACAUGCUAGCAAUAUGCGGGAAUGAUGCCCUCAGGGAGUUUUCUUCGCCAGGCAAGAGUGGAAGUUUCUUUUACCUCACCCAGGAUGAUAGAUUCAUGAUAAAAACAGUGAAGAAAUCUGAAGUCAAGGUUCUAAUUAGGAUGCUUGCAAGCUAUUAUCAGCAUGUCUCCCGCUAUGAAGAUUCCCUUGUGACAAAAUUUUUUGGUGUACACUGUAUCAAGCCAAUUGGUGGGCAAAAGACUCGGAUCAUUGUGAUGGGCAACUUAUUCUGCUCUGAAUACCGAAUCCAUAGGCGAUUCGACUUGAAAGGAUCCUCCCAUGGCCGGACAACAGGUACUCCUGAGGGGGAGAUCGACGAAACCACAACUUUGAAGGAUCUUGAUCUCAACUUCGUGUUUCGCCUUCAACGCAACUGGUUUAAUGACUUUAUGAAGCAAAUAGAUCGAGAUUGCAAGUUCUUGGAAUCUGAAGGAAUCAUGGAUUACAGUCUUUUGGUUGGUCUUCACUUUAGGGAUGACAACACAUAUAACAAAAUGGGGUUAUCUCCAUUUCUUCUGCGAACUGGCAACAAAGAUUCAUACCGGAAUGAGAAGUUUAUGCGUGGCUGUCGUUUCCUAGAAGCAGAGUUACAAGACAUGGAUCGAGUCUUGUCUGGACGAAAGUCAUUGAUCAGAAUAGGAGCCAAUAUGCCAGCAAGAGCAGAGCGUUUAACAAGGCGAAGCGACUUCGAUCAGUACACUCCAGGAGGAAUGAAUCAUUUAGCUCCAUCUCGCAGUGGUGAGAUCUAUGAAGUAGUCCUCUACUUUGGCAUCAUUGAUAUCUUACAAGAUUACGACAUAAGCAAGAAACUAGAACACGCAUACAAGUCCUUACAAGUUGACCCCAGUUCAAUCUCAGCUGUCGAUCCCAAGCUCUAUUCCAAGCGAUUCAGAGAUUUUAUUGGGAGGAUAUUUAUUGAAGACAGGUAAAUGCAUUGAUAGUCGUUAGUUCAAUACAAAGAUUAAUGCUGUGGCUGUCUGUCUGGCUGGCUGGUUGGCUGGUUGGAUUGAGAUGUAAAGUAAUGAACUUAGGACCCCCCUCCUACCACAGCUCAAUAACAACAACACUAGGGAGAAAAAGGAAGCUGCACGGAUGGUUGGCGUCAUCCUAAACUUCCACACCGUCGUCGAAAGACCGUGUCGAGAAGGAGGGAGCUGGUUGAGACAUUUGUACAGUGUGUUUGGUGCUGUGUUGAAGAUUUUUUGGUGUGAGAAGAGACAUGGGGUGAUAGUAGUAGUAGUAGUUAGUUAGUAUAGGUAUAAGGAAGAAGAGAAGUGGAGAAAGAAAGAGGAAUAAAACAACGAUAGUGUACAGAGAGAGAGAGUUUGAUGGGGAUUAACCAAAUUUGUGUUAGAAAUGAGAGAAAAACAGA
Molecule: messenger RNA, 3196 nt
Organism: Cucurbita maxima (winter squash)
Lineage: Eukaryota; Viridiplantae; Streptophyta; Magnoliopsida; Cucurbitales; Cucurbitaceae
Product: phosphatidylinositol 4-phosphate 5-kinase 1-like
Exons: 8
Coding region: 378-2753 (791 amino acids)
Biological process (GO): phosphatidylinositol metabolic process
Molecular function (GO): ATP binding; 1-phosphatidylinositol-4-phosphate 5-kinase activity
Source: RefSeq, a predicted model, not a curated record